Humulus lupulus (European hop) is the source of this 724-nucleotide messenger RNA. Its product is annotated as T-complex protein 1 subunit theta-like. Gene Ontology annotation, cellular component: chaperonin-containing T-complex. The transcript is spliced from 3 exons. Gene Ontology annotation, biological process: protein folding. Lineage: Eukaryota; Viridiplantae; Streptophyta; Magnoliopsida; Rosales; Cannabaceae. The record is from RefSeq and is a predicted model, not a curated record. Gene Ontology annotation, molecular function: ATP binding; ATP-dependent protein folding chaperone. Bases 374 to 724 code for a protein of 116 amino acids.
GAUUCCAUAAUCUGGUUUGUUGAAAAUUUAAAAAUUGCAUUAAGAAAUGGUGGGGAGUUUAUUUUCAUGUUAAAUGAUGCUGAGAAGGCUAUUUCAUCCUAUGCUUGCAAUUUUUUUUCCUUUGAUUAAAAUUGUCUCAAUAGAUUUUUUUUAGAUUUUUGCUGAUUUUUGGUACAACAUUCAGAAGUAGGGUCUUAUGUACUGCUUUUUAAGCUACUUUUUUUUUCUUUUUUUUACAAGUAUAUUGGUAGCUACUUAUUAUUAAUAUUCCUUUCGGACUUCUAUAGUAAUUAGUAGCUUUUUAACCCAACAAUUUUUUUUAAUACUUGUAUUUUUUUUAUGUGAAAUAGCAUGUCUACCUUUUUAAGCUUGUAUGUUCUAUUAUACCUACUUCAUUCAAGUUGCUGUAUUUGUUGGUGGUGUGGAUACCUCUACAACUGAGACAAAAGGAAUAGUUCUAAUUCAUAGUGCUGACCAGCUAGAAAAUUAUGCGAAAACUGAAGAAGCUAAAGUUGAGGAGCUUAUAAAGGCAGUUGUUGAUUCCGGUGCCAAAGUAAUUGUUAGUGGAGCAGCAUUUGGGGAGAUGGCACUUCAUUUCUAUGAGCGCUACAAGCUUAUGGUUUUGAAAAUUAGUUCAAAAUUUGAAUUAAGACGAUUUUGCCGCACUACUGGUGCUGUUGCUAUGGUAAGUCAGCUAGCAUUUAAUAGUACUCAAUUUUUUUGA